Messenger RNA from Anarrhichthys ocellatus (wolf-eel), 2202 nucleotides. RefSeq lists its product as uncharacterized. The transcript is spliced from 7 exons. The coding region runs from base 267 to 950 and encodes 227 amino acids. The record is from RefSeq and is a predicted model, not a curated record. NCBI's taxonomy places the organism in Eukaryota, Metazoa, Chordata, Actinopteri, Perciformes, Anarhichadidae.
ACACCGGACCUCAGCCGCCUGUCAUCGCUCGAGCUGACAUCACCCACGCACACACACACAUACGGGAGGAUUUGCCACAAUGUCAAACAUUCGCAGGCAGCGCGAGCUCCCGGCUUCCCCGCGCCACAAUGAGAAGCGUCGCCGCGUUCUGCUGCUCAUCCUCUAAAUACAGAAGUCCAUUCACUUCUUUAUGGCUUUAUUCCAAUGUUCCUGCACAGGAUGCGCAUGAGCAGGUCUACGUGAGUGCGUGAGCCGGGUCGGAGGCCAUGCUGCGGACAGAAUCUGACCCCCACGGCCUCUUCUCCUCCGGAGAGACGUCCGACAAUGACUGUGAGAUGGGGGCGAGUUGUGGAGAGGUGGAUGUAGUGUGUCUGUGCGAGGCCGGUCCCUGUACACUUUAUUCUGAAGCACACGCGCCCACGCCGGACACAGUGCUGUGUGAGCACUGUGGGAAAAACAGGGUAAUGAUGACCAGGUACUCUGAGGGAUACGGCACAGAGGAGGAGUGCGUAUUGUCUGACCCUCAGGGGGAGAGCGAUGCAGACGCUGAUAUAGAGGACACAGAUUGCAGACUCCAGGAGCCAUCAGGUUCUCUCCAGCGAAUCAGCUCGCGGAGACGCAAGCGACCGCAGGUCGCGCGCCAAGACACCACCGAGAGCGAGGACGACGGCGGGCGAAGCCACAGGUCGCACCGCUGGAACCUCAGGCUCAGUCCUGACAGAGCGCACAGCAGGACCAUACUGGAGGAGAGCGUAUCACAGGUCAGGCCACUGGUCAUCUGCCGGCCAAACGCGGAGAGGCCGGUGGAGCUUCCCCGAGGCUCCAAACGUCUGACGUCUUUGUGGCCGUCUUCCCUCUCUCUCCCUCUCGCCCUCCUCCUCCUGCUGCCUCUCUCCCUCUCCCUCGUCAUCGUUAUCGUGUCUCUCCUUCGACCGUGGGCCAGCGCUUGACGCGACACUUCCGCUUCAAGAGGAUAGUUUCAUUACAAAAAAGCUCCACUCACUCCCACAGUGCAGUGGGUGGCACAACAAUGUAAACAGAAAUGAUGGUGCUUUACAGAGGAUAGUAAGUUAGAUAUGCUUUAGUAGACGUAACCAUCCAUAUUUUUUUUUUCCCUCCCAGAAUACACAGAUUUUAAACUUUAUUAUAUCCAGAGAGGCACAGGUUCAAAUACAUUCACUCUCUGCACAUCCAGAAUCUGUUCACGACGGGAAAAAACGACAUAAACUCAGCCCUCGCUAUUGCCUCGUGAAAUCUCACCUUCCGUCUCGCUUUCUCACCCCCUCGUUUGUAAAAAUAGACCUGGACUCGUCUCACUCCUUAUUCUAAUGAGCCACAGGAGUGAGACGCAGGGGGAGAAGGUUCCAGGGCUUCACGGGUACAUUCAAAACGUAAUAAGAUAAAAUAAAAACAGUCUCAGUGGGAACAAGACGAUGCUGCUGAACUAUGCAAAGAAGAAGUCUCCUAUUUCUUUGGCACUGUCGUCACCUUUUUGGCCCCGUCCCUUUUCUCUUUGGAGGACAGGGAGUUAGUUUUAAAAUAGAGCAUGAACCAAUUGACAAAGCAAUAGCAGAAUAGAUCUGAUACAGCUCAUGAUCUGGCAGUACAUCUGUUGGUUUAAUGAGUAGAUUACAUGUAUACUUUUACUUGUUGCAGACAUAUUUACAAAAAAGAUGGAUAAUUCUUCCUCUUCUUCUUCUUGGACUCGUGUGUGUUUUCAGUCAAAUAUACCGACCUCACAAUAAAAUGAGCUUUUAAUUAUGUUCAAGCAAUUCAAACAGUCUUACAGUUGUUUACUAUUAUAUUGAAUAAUGAUAUUUAUGUUUUAUCUAUAUUUAUGAAUUAUUAUUUAAGAAGGAAAUUGAGCUUGACAAUCAGUCACGCUACUCAUUCCAAGCUGAAAUAGUUGGAAUAAAAGCCGUGGCGUUCUCUGUAUUGUAUGUUUUGUUGUUUUUGUAUGUUUUUGAAAGUUGUGAUUUUUUUCUUUUCCACAGUUUCUUGCAUCCUUCUUGCAAAAUGUUCAUUCCCAAUUAAGAUCAGGUUGUACGUAUCAGUAUGAGUCAAUCCGAUUCAUGUUCAGCAACCUUUUUCUUCUUCUAUCUUUCAGCCUGUUGCCUGUCUUAAAUGUAUCUCCAUGUGUGUGUGUUCACUUUUGUGUUUCAUGGAGUCAUAGAGGUUCAAUAAAACUAGAUUGUAUUUUGA